Molecule: messenger RNA, 10919 nt
Organism: Felis catus (domestic cat)
Lineage: Eukaryota; Metazoa; Chordata; Mammalia; Carnivora; Felidae
Gene: CEP192
Product: centrosomal protein 192
Exons: 46
Coding region: 2964-10613 (2549 amino acids)
Biological process (GO): mitotic spindle assembly; centrosome duplication; centrosome-templated microtubule nucleation
Cellular component (GO): centriole; cytoplasm; pericentriolar material
Molecular function (GO): protein kinase binding
Source: RefSeq, a predicted model, not a curated record
CUAAUCAUUAAAAUCUUUUGUCUGUCAAGUUAGCAUUUUAGCAUUCCAAUGUAUGAAGAAAAGUCUUUUCCAAAUCUCAGAGGUCUUCUGUUAAAGGACUUGUUUUAGACUUGUUGGUUUGUUUAGGUUCAAAGCAAGGGGUCUCACUUAAGACUGAAUCUAGCUCAGAAUUAAUAAUCGACACCUUUGAGAUUUUAAUCAUUGUAGAGGUUCUUAGGGUUAGAAUGGGAUAAUGAAGUGAGAUUAUCCAAUUUAGUGAAUAUUGAACAUCUGUGUGCAAGAUACUGUGCUAUAAAACACUGGGGUAUGUAAAAAAUAGAGAAGGUAUUUACAGAAUUUACAGAAGGUAGUGAGGAUUCAGUUUCAUUAUAAAUGUUGAAACACAAAGUGAUUUAUUUGAGCUGGCCAGGUUUGGAAGCAAUGUGGGAUUUCAACAGAUGGGGUAGUUGAAGCAGAGGAGGGUAGGAUUUCCAAGGUGAUGGCCCAGAGAUGAAAGAUGACAGGGCUGUGUUCGGGCAACAGGAUAUUAGUCUGAUGUAAGGUUUAUUUGGGGGAGCUGGUGGGAGAUUAAUCUAGAAUAAAACUUUGUGGUAACAUUGUAGGCGGCUUCGGAUAUCCGUGGCUGAGGUUUGCCACUUAAAGCAGUUGGUAAAGGGGAUCUAUGGGAGAUGACUGCCUUUUUUUAACUGGGUAGAUGUCACGUCUCAUUCCCUGGGAGGCAUUCAUCUCUAGCCCGGGACUUCUGCAAGCUCUACCCAAUGUCUAAGAAGAUGUGAAAUUUACUGGGAGUUUUAUGCCUCCUUUUCAGUUGGCAAGUAAGGUUGGAUAACACUAAUGUUUUUUGAGUACUUCCAUGUGCCAGUGCUCUUCCAGAUACUUUAUGUGAAUUUAUUAAUCCUUAGAACAAACCUCUGCGGGAAGUGCUCUAAUUAUCCCCAUUUUACAGGUGAAGAAAUAGGCAGAUUAGAGCUAUUUGCCCAAGGCUGCACAGCUAGGAAGUGAGAGCCAGGAUUGAGAUUUAGGUUAUCUGGCAUAAGUCUGUGUUCUCUCUCUUGCUUGCAGAUACUUUGGAUUACAGAUCCUUGUCACUAGAGUCCCACUAGGUUGCUGGGUGUUGGGAGAGCUUGAUCGCUUGAUUUUUAUGGAGGAAAAGGACAUUUAUGGAGUUGGGUACAAGGGGUGUAGGGUAAAUGAAUAGACAUACAUUCCAAUAGUUCACCUCCAGUUAUGUGAUCAUGGUGUAGACAGUUCAGCUACUUUGUGAAACAAGGAUGGCUCAUUACACACUCAAGUAGCAUCCUUUCAGCUCUAAAGCUAAUAGGUUUAUUUUUCAGGAUUCAGAAAAUUUCCUCCACUUAUCUUUGUUCAUUGAGUGUGGACAAGGGUAGAAUAGGGGUAAUUACAGUUUGGAAAUGCCAAGGCUUGAAGGUUUCAAGAAAAAUGCCAGGAGAAUUGCAGAGACAUCAAUUGAGUUUGACAGGAGGCUAGUUCUGAUAAAAUAAGUAUGGGAUAAAUGACAUUAAGGUGUGAAAGUGGAGGCAGUUUAAAGAUGGGAGAGACAGAAUGGUCUUAAGGUGAUAAAACAAUCCAGCAACAGGUGAGCUGGUUUUGGUUUUGGUUUUGGUUUUGGGUGGAGAGGGGCAGCAUUUCUAAAGGUAGAAAGGAACCGGUAGAGAAGGUAUACGGGAAUGUUAGUUGAGCAGUAUUUUAGAGGACGCAGAAAAGUAAAGUGAUCAAAGAAACGUGUCAUUCCCCAACAGGCUAAAAUUAGGAGUAAGGAUUGUUAAACUCAAUUUUGUGUUUUUCAUUCUCUACUCCCAAGUGUGCCGGUGUAUCUUAAACAUUCAGUAACUGUUGCAUGAAUGAAGUUAAAGAGUUAGCUUUGGAAAAGCAGGACUCUUAGACUAUGGAAGAAAUUUUGAGGUAAAGGAAAGUGAAAGGCAUGAAAUUGAAUUACCUCUAUGGGUUCAGUAAAGUGGUAGUUAAAGCAUUGGGCUAAGCAGAAGUCAGUGUGGCCCUAAGGAGAACAGGAAAACGUGGGAAUUAGGGAGGAAUUUUAUCUCACCUCUUUCCACCCCGGACCAUCCUUACUCCGUCACAAAGAGGCGAUUAGAUGUAGCGAACUAUCGUGAAGCUUGGAUCCUGAGACAUGAUUUCGUAAUGAAGCUUUAUUGCAGUGUAUAACAUAAGGCAAAUCACGACACAUUUCAGCGUCUGCCAAGCAGUGAUAGAAAAGAUCUGCAUCUGAUCUUGUAAAGACCAAAAGUGACAACAGUACUGAACUCAAGGUAGUAUUAGCUAAUUUGUGCACCAGAAAUACUGCUUUGAGUGUAAGGUGAGUGAUGGUGUUUUGGGGUCCCAGACUCCAUACGGUAAGCUUUUUUUUCCCCCCAAGUUGGCCAAGGCUUUCAUCACGUUGCUUUCGCUUCAGCUAUAGCGGGAAGGACUUUCGCGGGGCGGUGAGCCUUUCGCAACACUCCACUCCUCCGGACCUGUGGCGCGCGGCAUCCUCGCUUCAAAUUCAGGGACUAGUUGUACUCGCCCAAUCACCGGCCUCUUGCUCGCCCCGUCCCUUCUCGCCGUCCAAUCCUAGGCCGGCUCUGAGUCCCCGCCCCGUGGCUCGUGCCGCGAACGGACGUAAACCUGAGGGCGCGCUGUACGGCCAGUCCGGGCGGCCUCGGGUGCGGGGGAUAUGCGCAGGCGCAUUUGCAGUGCCACCGGGACGUCCCCUCCCUCUGGACCUUUCCGGCCAACUCUCGGCUCCCGACCCUGGAGUCGCGGGCUUGAGUCUGUUUAGUAAAACAUGAGGUCCUUUUCAAGGCAGUCGUUUGGAGGACAGCUGUUUUUAUGAAGGUAUCUCCGUUUGCUGUUGCCAUUUUGAGGUCAUUCGACUGGAGUUUUUACUGUUCCAAAAAUCAAAAUUUUUCACCGAAUUUCAGUUUUGUGAUCAAAGUUUACGUGAGAUGGAAGAUUUUCGAGGUAUAGCUGAAGAGUCCUUUCCAAGCUUUUUAACCAAUUCAUUACUUGGUAAUAGUGAGAUUUUGGAAAAUGUCACUCUUUCUUCAAAUCUUGGCUUACCUGUCGCUGUUUCAACACUUGCUAGAAAUAGAUCCAUGACUGAUAACAGGUAUUCUGAUAUCCAGGCAUCUUAUUUAGCAGAAAGGAGAUUUUCAGUUCCAUCGGAGUCAUCUCCCAGUAGCCAGAGUGAAGCUGAAUCAAGAGAGAAGUUACACCUUAGCUUCCAGGAUGAUGAUUGUAUCUCUAAGAAAAAGAACCAUAUAGAAAGUCAGCAUUUGUCAGAUGCUGUUCUCGAAGAGUCUGAUUUGCAAAGAAAUAUAGUAAGAACAGAAGAGGAGCAAGCUAAAACUGCAGAAUCCUUUCAGAGCCAAAAUCAUUUUGAUAGGAUUUCACCACUGGAACAAGUGCAAGACUCGCCUAUUGAUUUUUGUUUACAAUCAUGGACGAAUAAUAAGGAGAACAAGAUUGUUGUUCCUCAUGCUGGAAAGAAAUUUGAAGACAAGAAUCCAAACAAUGACUUAAGCCACACUAGUUUAUUAGAAAAUGAGAAACUUAUGUCACUGACAAGCUUGGACGAUUCUUCUGAUGACGAUAUUGAUGAUGAAGAGUUUUAUGAUGAACAUUUGGAGGCUUACUUUGAGCAACUGGCUAUUCCAGGAAUGUUAUAUGAAGACCUAGAAGGACAAGAACGCCCAGAAAAAGAUUUUAAAUUACCUGCAAAUGAUCCAUUUCAGGCAAAUGAAAAUGGUAGCUUAAACUAUAAAUCUCAAUCAGAAAAUAACAGCUCUCUGACUUCCCAUGGCUCACACUCUUCAGGAAAUUCUGAAACAAUCCACAAAGAGUCUGAAGAAGGCCAUGUUGUUUGUGUGCCUGGGAUCAGUAAAUUUAUAGAUCCUGGAGAUAGUAGAAGGCACGUAGAUGGUGUGUUAUCAUUUUCUUCUAGUACUCAGAGAACUGAGCAAGAGAAAGAAAGGGCAGACAGUUUGAAGGGUAUUAUGUCACAUCAUGGCAGAGAGAGCGCAAGAGAAGAAGUUCCUGUGAAGACUAUCAGGGCUACUAAUGCGAAAUUUAACCCUGUUUAUUUUCAUGACACAAAUGCCAGUGAAGGUGAUUUUGAUGUAAUGGACCCUUUAAAGCUGGAGGCCAGGUCUCUUCAUCAAAAUAAGCACUUGGCAUCUGGUUCAAAAACAGUUUUACCUAUGGAUAGAUGUUUAGACACGGAGACUCCUAAAGUGUCCAUUCAAAAAUAUAUGGACAGAGCAUCUUUGAAGCCUGUUAGUGACAAUGAAAUUAAUUCCACUAAUACUCUUCAGUCACCAACAAGUGAAAGAAGGACAUGUGAAUGUUACAAGUCCACUGAAAAGAGUAAAGAGCAAAUAGAUCUGCCACAGAGUGUGGUCUAUCAAAAUGAAGAGGGCAGAUGGGUCACUGACCUUGCAUAUUAUACAUCUUUUAAUAAGGAACAAGUUUUAAAUAUGGCUCUAACUGAUGAGAUAAAUGAAGACUUCAGAUCUGGUUCUGAAGCAUUGGAUUUGAUUGCACAAGAUGAAGAGGAAUUUAAUAAAGAGCAUCAAUUUAUGCAGGAAGAAAAUAUAGAUGCCCAAAACACUUCAGCUGCACUAGGGGAUACGUCUUGGGGAACUUCAAUUAAUUACAGUUUGUUGAGGAAAUCACUUAGCACAUCAGAUUUGGACAAAGAUGAUGCCAGUUAUUUACGCCUGUCUUUAGGAGAGUUCUUUGCUCAAAGAUCUGAAGCUCUUGGUUGCCUUGGUGGUGGUUACAAUGUGAAAAGACCAUCAUUUGGUUAUUUUAUUAGAUCACCAGAGAAGAGAGAACCUGUUGCUCUCUUAAGAAAAUCUGAUGUAUCAAGAAGUAAUUUGGAAAAAGAAACGGCUCAUGUUAACCAUGAUGUAUUUUCAGGAGACCUAAAAGCACAGCUAAGUGAAGAAUCAGUUACACUUCAGGCUGAAGAACUGGAGAGUAUUUCACAAGUGGAUGAAAGUGAUGUGACAUUAACGGCCAGUAACAGCAAAAUAGAGGACACUUCCUUCAUGAGUAGCAAACCCCAAAGAUACAAAAGCAAGCCACCUACUGGUGGUGAUUCUGUACUUAGGAUAAGCACCAUUGCUUCAGCCAUUGCAGAUGCAUCAGUGAGUACUGAUCCUUCCCAACUUGCUGCCAUGAUCAAGGCACUUUCAAAUAAAACCAGAGAGAAGACUUUACAGGAAGACGAUAAACAAAAGGACUAUUCCAUUGUGUCUCAGUUUGUGCCUAAUGAUACAGAAAAAAGUAAUGGAUCCAGCAUGUUUGAUAUGGAGAAAUACCUUAAAAAAACAGAAGUUAGUAGGUGUGAAGGUGGGCUGGAAAACUUUUCAAGAGCUGGUGUGUCUGAUAUUUGGGAUUUAUCUUUACCAAAAGAACAGACUACACAAGAUAUCCAUACAGUGGACUUAGAUGCUGCUAAUAUAAGGGAACCAGAAAAAAAUACAGCAUGUACUUUUUAUGGUGGAAAUGGAGAGCACAAGAAUCAAGAAUCAUUUAGAGCAAGCUCUCCAAAUUCAAUUCUUACAAAUAGAAAAGAGAGUGAAAGUGCAAUAGUUGAUGUGAAGACAUACCCUAUUGAUAACAAAUUACCAGAUACUGGCAAUCACAAAACAGCCACCUCAGUAUGCACUCCAAUACCUAAUAAUUAUUCAUUAGUAAAGAACCCCGGAGUAGCAUCCGUUUGGAUGUCAGAAGAGUGUGAAGAAAUACAAAAUAAUAGAGAAAAUCAGAGCCAAAAUGAGUAUCUUAGUGAAGGAAGCAACAGUGAAAAACAUGUGACUUUUGGAAAACAUUCCAUAAUUGCGCCUAAAAAUGUUGAUUUGAAAAAUCACUCUCCUGAGCAUGGUGAACACAGCUCAGAGGACGACCAGGAAAGCUUCAGACCUUCCUCCUCUCCACUGAGUCAUUCUUCUCCUAGUGAAAUAUCUGGAACAAGUUUAUCAGGGUGUGCUUCAGAGUCUUCUGGUUCAGCAGCUCAUCAGAAGCUUCCCUGUGAGAGUGAGUUGUCUCAGUUGGUGUGUCCACAAGCUAGUGUGAGUAGGCUGACUUAUGUGUCUGAACAAGAGAGCACCUGUCCCACUCUAGCCUCAGAUCAUUGCCUUGAGGACUGCAAGAGUGAUGUCACCAGUGAAUUGAGUACCACAAUUAUUCAAGCCAGUCCAGUUCCAUCAGAGGAACAGGCUGUGGAAAAACUGACAGAAAAAGGUUCAUUUCAAAGUAGAAGUAAAGGAGCACUAUCGUAUAUUAUCCAAAAAGACUCAGAUACAGGCAAUGUGGCAGAAACGACUUCUCUGAGUAGCAAACCUGAAGAUGCAAAACCUUACUUUAGGUUGAGUGAAGAUCUUUCCUCCAAGAGUGGAGAUCUAUCGGAAGCCAGUGCAGUCGGGUUGACCUCUCACCCCACUGAAUUGGACCAGAUGGGCCUGGCUCUACUGAGCAAGACAGGUCUCGCCCGCCCAGCCAUGUCAGCGAUGCCACACCUCCCUGUGUCACGUCAGGCUUCUGUGAAUGAAAGUGAAAGAGUAUCCUCUGAAGAUACGCUAACUGCCAGCAGUGCAGUAAGUGGCCAGAUUCCUCAUCGGAUGGCCCCUGGAAACGAGGGCGCCCCUAUUCCCAGCACCAUGGCUCGUGGCUCUGCUCCUGAGAUGCAGAACGUGCCCACUGCACUUCCUACACUCUUGACUCAACAUUCUUUUACCACGGCUCCCUUUGCCCAGCACUAUUUAGGAACACUGUCUUCAGCUGGAAAUGUUGUUUUGCCUCAGUGCCAUGCUGGCAGCGCCACUGUCUGUGGAUUUUCGGGAAGCUGUCCUUAUUCUGCUGUUGCAGGAGAGCAUGUUCAGAACUCUGUGGCCAUGGGAAUUUGUCUAGGGCAAAAUACCAGCUCUGGAUUGAUGGGUACCUCUUCCCUUUAUAACCCAUAUUCUAAUGCCUUAAAUCAGAAUCUUCUAAGUACGGCAAAACCUUUUUCCGUGCAGUCCGUUGGUACAAACUGUGGAAUUGAACCAUGGGAUUCAGGAAUGCCGUCAGGAUUUGGGAAAGUCAGAGUACCUGAGGAGUUGAAGUUUCCUCAUGCUUGCUGUGUUGGCAUUGCUUCCCAGACCCACCUUAGUGUACUUAACCCAACUGACCGCUGGCUACAGGUCAGCAUUGGGGUUCUCACUGUUAGUGUUAAUGGUGAAAAGGUGGAUCUUUCAGCAUAUCCUUGUUUAGUUUUCAAGAAUAAAGUCAUCAUAAGACCUCAUGCCACAGAAGAGAUAAAAGUACUUUUCAUACCAUCUGAUCCUGGGAUUUUCAGAUGUAUAUUCAGUGUUGCUUGUUGGCCAUUUUCAGCAGAUGCUGAGACCAUAGCACAAGCAGAAGCCUUGGCAAGCAGAGUCGUUCUCACAGCUGUUGCUGAGACGCCUGUGAUUGAGGUAGAAACAGAAAAAAAAGAUGUUCUUGAUUUUGGUGACUUGACUUAUGGAGGCUGGAAAGCUUUGCCAUUAAAAUUGAUAAACAAGACUCAUGCCACUGUGCCAAUCAGACUUGUUAUUAAUGCUAAUGCCAUAGCCUGGCGCUGCUUCACAUUUUCCAAGGCACCCAUCCAUGCUUCUUUGAAAGCAGCUCCGUAUGCUGACAUGAUUGCUCAGCUGGCAGCUCCUUCUGUGGUCAACCACAUGAUGCCUGCCAGUUAUGACGGACAGGAUCCAGAAUUUCUGAUAAUUUGGGUUCUUUUCCAUAGUCCAAAGAAACGGAUCACUUCUUCAGAGAUUUUAGGCUCAGCAGAAGAGUUCUUGGCAAGAGUCGAUAUAGAAGUUGAUAGCCCAAACCCUACCCCAGUCAUUAAAAGUAUUGGUCUUCAAGCAAGAACAGGAAUAGCUAGGAUACAUGCUCCAAAAGACUUACAGACUAUGCACCUGUUUGCCAGUUUGGCUUCCUCAGCAAAGCAGCACUUACCUUUGAAAAAUGCAGGGAAUAUUGAUGUUUACUUAGAUAUCAAGAUCCCAGACCAAGGAAGUCACUUUUCAGUGGAUCCAGAGAAUCUAUUCCUUAAACCUGGAGAAGAACAUGAAGUUAUAGUUACAUUUACUCCAAAGGAUCCCAAAGCCUGUGAGGAAAGGAUCUUGAAAAUAUUCGUGCAGCCAUUUGGACCACAGUAUGAAGUGAUGUUAAAAGGUGAAGUAGUUUCUUCAGGAAAUAAACCUCUAAUACCUGGAUCUUGCUGCUCAGAUGCUCCAUCAAUUUUGUCCAACAAGCAGUUUCUGGCCUGGGGGGGUGUCCCUCUUGGUAGAAUACAGCUUCAGAAGCUAGCUUUAAGAAAUAAUUGUACAUCUACAACCCAGCAUCUGCGACUGCUCAUUAGAGGACAAGACCAGGACUGCUUUCAGCUUCAGCACACUUUUGGUUCAGAAGAGCGACUGACCAGUAACUGUGAGAUUAGAAUGCGUCCAAAGGAAGACAUUUACAUCUCUGUGUUAUUUGCUCCUACUCGAUUAUCUUGUAUGUUGGCUAAACUAGAAAUUAAACAACUGGGAAUUCGAUCACAACCAGGCAUUAAGUUCACGAUACCUUUGUCUGGAUAUGGAGGAACAAGUAAUCUUAUUUUGGAAGAUGUUAAAAAGUUAUCUGACAGUUACAUGGUAACAGUGAAUGACUUAAUACCUGGAAAAGAAAGUAGAAUUGUUUUUUCUGUUCAUAACACUGGCUCUCGGGCAGCUUUUGUUAAAGCAGUAGGUUUUAAGGAUUCUCAGAAAAAAAUUUUGCUGGAUCCUAAAGUAUUAAGGAUUUUUCCAGAUAAAUUUGUGCUCAAGGAAAAAACACAAGAAGAUGUUACUAUAAUAUAUAAUCCUUCAGACAGAGAGAACAGUUCUACAACUAUAACAGAACUGUCAACUGUAUACUUCUUUGGUGGCGAUGAAAUCUCAAGGCAGCAGUAUCGAAGAGCCCUAUUGCACAAACCAGGGAUUAUAGAACAAAUACUUCCAGAACAUAGUGUGCUGCAGAACAUUGAUUUUGCUGAAACAUUUCAGGAUGAGUUACAAGUAACUGAAGUGUAUGAUCUUCCCCAACGGCCUAAUGAUAUUCAGCUCUUUUAUGGAAACAUGCGUAAAAUUAUACUUUCAGUAAUUGGAGAAUUCAGAGACUCCGUGUCUAGCAGUGAAUUCCUUCAGCCUUCUUCCAAAGCUAGCGUAGAAUCUAAAAGUGAAUCUGACAGUUCUGGGAAACAUGGUGGCAAUGUUUCUUUGGAUGUUUUGCCAGUUAAAGGUCCUCAAGGUUCUCCACUUCUUUCAGAAGCUGUUCGCCCACCUCAAGAUAAAUCAUUCUCGAAGGAAAUGUGGGCUGUCCAGCCUGAACACUUGAUUUUGAUAGCUCCUUCUCCUUGUGACCUGGCAAAAACUGCAUGUUUCCAGAUUUUAAAUAAUUCCAUUAGGUUACUGAAAUUUGAGUUGUACUGGCCAGCACAUUGCCUUACAGUAACACCACAACAUGGAUUUAUCCCACCAGAGAGUAAGCUACAAAUUCUUGUGAGUCCUAAUUCCUCCUUAUCCACAAAACAGUCAAUGUUCCCAUGGAGUGGUUUGAUUUAUAUACACUGUGACAAUGGACAGAAGAAAAUUGUGAAAGUUCAAAUUCAAGAAGACUUGACCCAAAAAGAACUCCUCACUCGUUUGGCUUCCGGCCCAUUUGGAAUCCUUUCCCCAGGAACUGAGCCUUCAGUUUGUCAUCUGGUAAAACCAAUGACAAAACCACCUUCCACAAAAGUUGAGAUAAGAAACAAGACUGUUACUUUUCCUGCAACAGAACCUGGUGAAACUUCAGAAAAUUUUCUGGAACUUGAGAAUCAUGGUAACACAGAAGUGAAGUGGCAUCUGUCAUCUUUAGCUCCACCUUAUGUCAAGGGAGUCAAUGACAGUGGAGAUGUCUUUAGAGCUACCUAUGCAGCAUUCAGAUGUUCUCCUAUUUCUGGUAUACUGGAAAGCCAUGGAAUUCAAAAGGUCUCCAUCAUGUUUUUGCCCAGAGAUAGAGGAGAUUAUGCUCAGUUUUGGGAUGUUGAGUGUCACCCCCUUAAAGAGCCUCACAUGAAACAUACCUUGAGAUUUCAACUCUCUGGACAAAGUGUCAAAACAGAAAAUGAGCCUGAAAAUUCAGAAAUUUCCACAAACUCUCUCAUUAAACUAGAUAAUUUGGUUAAACCCCGGAGACCAGCUGUAUCAGAGGCUUCUGCUCUCGUACCUGGCAGGCAGCUUGACUUGACUCACCGUGGGGUUUAUGCCCCAGAAGAUGUAUAUCAGUUUCUGCCGACUAGGGUCGGGGAAUCAAGGACGCUGAAAGUCAACUUGCGAAAUAAUUCUUUCAUUACGCACUCUCUGAAGUUUUUAAGUCCCAGAGAGCCUUUCUACGUCAAACAUUCAAAAUAUUCUUUGAGAGCCCAGCAUUAUAUCAACAUGCCUGUGCAGUUCAGACCAAAGUCGGCAGGCAGAUUUGAAGCUUUGCUGGUUAUUCAAACAGAUGAAGGCAAGAGUGUUGCUAUUCGACUCAUGGGUGAAGCUCUUGAAAAAAUUAACUAGAUACAUUUUAUGCAAAGUAAACUACAUAAGUUAUAUUUUGGUAACUUCAUUUUAUUUUUACACUGCAAUAUUCUUUUGUAUAUAUUUUGUAAGAUUGUUUUGAUAACUAGAUUUUUGUUUGUUUUGAGAAGCUAAUAUUGAAUGAAGACCUGACUAAAAUAUCAUGUAUGUAGCCGACAGUAUUGUACUUAACUUUUUUAUAGGGGACAAGAGAGUUCUAUUUUUGCAUUGAUUAUGAUACUCUGAAUAAAUAUGGUAUAUAUUUUAAUGUGGUAUAACCAGAAAUAAACUUCCAUUUCCAUUGAA